AUGGGGAUCCAAAGGUCAGAGCUCAAGACAGGAGUUGAGCCUUUCCAUGGUAUAACUCCAAACUCAUCAACCAUGCCUCUUGACCAGAUCGAGUUGCCGGUCACAUUUGGUGAGCUAGAUAACUUCCGAAUAGAAAAACUGACCUUCGAUGUUGCGGAUUUUGAUAUGGCAUACAACGCGAUCCUAGGUCACCCAAUGUUAGGCAAGUUCAUGGUUAUAGUGCAAUACGUGUACCAAAUGCACAAAGCCACCACCAAGGUCAUGGACCCCAAGCUCGUGAGCCUCGCUAAUGCCUUCAGAUAUGACGACACCACCAAAGGUGAGAACAAUGAUGGUUCUAAGGACAAGAAAAAAGCUGCUGGUGGUGUCAAGGCAGUGCCCCUCGACCCAUCUGAACUAGCCAAGACAGUCAAGAUAGGGGUCAGCCUUGAUCCCAAAUAG
Molecule: messenger RNA, 441 nt
Organism: Phragmites australis (common reed)
Lineage: Eukaryota; Viridiplantae; Streptophyta; Magnoliopsida; Poales; Poaceae
Exons: 2
Coding region: 1-441 (146 amino acids)
Source: RefSeq, a predicted model, not a curated record